Messenger RNA from Trichomycterus rosablanca, 1005 nucleotides. Its product is annotated as C-C chemokine receptor type 4. Gene Ontology annotation, biological process: immune response; cell chemotaxis; calcium-mediated signaling. Lineage: Eukaryota; Metazoa; Chordata; Actinopteri; Siluriformes; Trichomycteridae. Gene Ontology annotation, molecular function: C-C chemokine binding; C-C chemokine receptor activity. The transcript has a single exon. The record is from RefSeq and is a predicted model, not a curated record. Bases 1 to 999 code for a protein of 332 amino acids. Gene Ontology annotation, cellular component: membrane; external side of plasma membrane.
AUGACGACAAUGGACAAUAGUUCAUAUUACGAUUAUUUCUCAGAGCCUCUCGAUAAGAGCUCUGUGUUGAACCCAGCCGUCAUGGCCACCAUCUACUACGUGGUCUUUGCCAUCGGGCUUCUCGGUAACCUCACUGUAUUGUGGGUACUCGUGAAGGUCAUGCACCUGAGGACUAUGACCGAUGUGUGUCUACUAAACCUGGCACUUUCUGACCUCCUCACAGUUCUAUCGCUUCCUGCAUGGGCGCUUUACAACCAGGGGCAUCACCUGAGCUCCAGCGGCAUGUGCAAACUCAUGGCUGGCGCCUACAACCUGGGCUUCUACAGUGGGAUUCUCUUUGUGAUGCUGUUGAGUGUGGACCGCUACCUGGCCAUCGUUCAUGCUGUGGCGUCUUUGGGCGCAAGGAAUUUGCGCAGUGCCAUUACUGUCAGCAUCGUCAUCUGGAUUGUGUCCUUCUCUGCCUCGCUUCCAAGUAUCAUUUUCUACAGAAUGAAUAACACGGAUACCCCGGAGUGCCUUUGGGACAGUGGAUCAUCUGAUGCAUGGAAGAUGUUUCGCAAUUUCAGCCAGAAUACUGUGGGGCUCUUCAUCUCGCUGCCCAUUACUAUCUACUGCUAUUUCAGGAUCCUCCUGGUCCUGAGGAGGACGAAGAACUCCAAACGAGGACGGGCCAUGAAGCUGAUCUUUGCCAUUGUUGGUGUCUUUGUGAUCUUCUGGGUUCCGUAUAAUGUGGCGGUGUUUCUGCAAACUCUGCUGUUCUGGGGAAUUUUCAACUCACACACGGCAGAUGUUCAGAUUAGCACCGGCUUGGAGGUGACGGAAACCAUCGCUCUCGUGCACUGCUGUGUGAACCCAGUGAUCUACGCAUUUGUCGGGGAAAAAUUCAGGAAAUGUCUGGCCAAAGUCUUUUCAAAAUGGGUACUUUGUGCAAAGGUUUACCAGUCAACAUCAAUGCAUUCAAAAACCUCGGACAACGAAACGUCCAACACGCCCCUGUAGAAGAAC